Tetrahymena thermophila SB210 is the source of this 2346-nucleotide messenger RNA. Its product is annotated as START domain protein. The transcript has a single exon. The record is from RefSeq and is a predicted model, not a curated record. Lineage: Eukaryota; Ciliophora; Oligohymenophorea; Hymenostomatida; Tetrahymenidae. Gene Ontology annotation, molecular function: lipid binding.
AUGAGGUAAAUGUCUGUGUAGGAACCUGAAAUAGCUGGCUAUUUGCAGAUAAAGCGAAAGAUGUUUUGGGUAAUUCGUUAUGCCGAGAUAAUUAAUGGAAAUUUUUACUAUUACUACAACAAAGGAGACACAAAACCUAGAGGAGUGUUUGCAUUAUAUGGUUCGAAAUCGAAUGAGAUGUAAACCUCAGAUAAUGAAAACAUAAUUUAAUUCGUUACCUCCAAGCAAUAAUAAUCUCAAAGAUUACUUAUAAGGUGUGACAAUAAUUAAGAUCAUCGUAAUUGGUUAAUCAAAUUAAACUUUUAUUCAUAAAAUCAAAGCUAAAAUCCUUAAAAUUUAAUUAUUAAUGGAAGAAAUAAUGGAAACGAUAUACUCUCUUCUAUGCAGUUAUAGCAAAAUUAGCAAAAUAGUUAAAAUACUAAUUUAUAUGAAAGAUCUGAUAUAGACAGUGUCGUAUCAUCGUCUACUAAUCUAAAAUUAAAUAAUGGCAAUCAAAGGUAAAAUGAUAGAAUCAGAGGCGAUUAGUUAAUUAAUGAUUCUUAAAAUAUCAAAUUUGUUUAUAUACAAAAUGACACUUGUAAGUCUAACCCUUAUAUUUUUGACAAUGAAUUUUUAACAAAUAAGCAAGGAGGAAGUGGGUCAAAUAUUGCAUUAGAAAAAAAUUUACAAACUGCCUUAGAUAACUUCAAAGAUUGUAAAAUUCUUAGCGAUAUUGACAAGAACAUAAGACUAUAUUGUAGCGAAUCAGCAGUAAAUUCUAUUUGUAAACAGUAAUAUAGCAAAAAUAAUUCAAGCAGUUCUCCUAAUGAUUAGGAAAGGUUCUUCACUUAGUUAAUGAAUUAAUACUUUGAUUCACCUCAAAUGAAGAUGCUACUGACUUUUGUUACAGUUAUUAUUUCUCUGCUUGUUUACCAAAGCUUGCAGAUUUUAGACACAAAGAACUUAAUUAUAACUAUAUUAGUUAUGAUUAACUUUAUUUUGGUUCCACUAUUUGCAAGAAAGCUGAAUGAAAUGACUUAUUAAAGCUAAAAAAAGAAGAUGAAAUAAAUUAAACAGGGAUGCAUAGCAGAGUACUUUUUCCCUCACAAUCCAAAUGAAAUACUCUUUGUUUUAACAAAAAACUUUGAGAAACGCAAAGAAUGGCAAAUGAAUGUUCAAAAAUGCGAACUAAAACCUCUUUCAAACUCAAAUGAAUACAUAACAACCUUUUACAGACGUGAUCCAGAAGUAUUCAUUUAGAAUGUAAUAAGAGAUAAGGAUGUCGUUUACUUAACUGAAGAAUCAACUACUCACAAUUUCUUGCGCAUAUUCUAAAUACCUUGCAAUUCUUAAAUAGAAGAUGGCACAAAUGUGAAGUAUUAUUUUUAUUCUCCUUAUACAAAAAUCUCUGAUAUGAAUAAUAAUCCUAAUUCUCCUCUUUUGCUUUAUGGAAUCAAUUUUUAUCUCAAGUAACUCAAGAGAAAUCCCUUUAGUCCAUUGUUUGCCUAUUAUAGCUAGAGUUUAGGGUUUGGAACUUAAAGAGAUAACUCACAACAAUAACCUGUAGAAAUAGAAUAGCCAAAAAGCAAUACCUAAGAAAACAAAAUUGUUUAGAAUAAAAAUGUAAACAUUGCUAGUUAGAGUGGCUAAGAAAAUAAAAAAGUUUAGAAAGAAGAAUAAUAAGAUGAAGAGGAAUCUAAAGUAGAUGCUCCAUAAAAUUCUAAUCAAGAACCUCAAUUAUUGGAAGGUGAAGCUGGAUAAAAAUAUAACAAAAAGAUUAAGGAACUUAUAGAUUUGAUGAAAAAUAUAGCUCCUUUGGACCCAAAAAAUAAAUGGAAAGAUAAUGACAUAAAGGCAGAAUAUUAAACUCAUACCAAAAUAGAUGAAGAAACAGGCAAUGUUAUGUCAAGAGGAGAAGUUAAAAUCAUGAAAUCAGCUUAAGAAAUCGUUGAUUUCAUUUAAGAUGCAAGUAAAAGAAAAUCUUGGGAUGAAAUGUUUAAAGAGGGUAAAGAAGUUUAAGCUUUAAGUGAAAAUUGUCGUAUUGAACACAAUGUUUUUAAAGGCAUUUUCCCAGUCUCUGAUAGAGACUUUUGUCUUCUUUAAAUUAGUUUAAAAAUAGGAGAUAUACACUAUUUAUUGGCUACUUCUGUAGAUCAUCCCUCUGUUCCCGAAGUUUCAAAACCUGUUCGUGCUACCUUAAAAAUAGGUGGCUGGUUAGUAGAACCUAUUUCACCUACUUAAAGCAAAUGUAUCUACAUAACUUGUAGUAAUUUAAAUGGCAGUAUAGCAUAAAGCAUAAAAGAUAUGGUUGCUAAAAAAUAAUCAAUGAAUUCAGUCAAGCUUAAAAAAUCUAUUGAAAAAAAAUGA